Messenger RNA from Schistocerca piceifrons (Central American locust), 5760 nucleotides. RefSeq names its product cadherin-89D (gene Cad89D). The transcript has 26 exons. NCBI's taxonomy places the organism in Eukaryota, Metazoa, Arthropoda, Insecta, Orthoptera, Acrididae. The coding region runs from base 1 to 5760 and encodes 1919 amino acids. Gene Ontology annotation, molecular function: calcium ion binding. Gene Ontology annotation, biological process: homophilic cell-cell adhesion. Gene Ontology annotation, cellular component: plasma membrane. The record is from RefSeq and is a predicted model, not a curated record.
AUGGGGGAACUUCGGAACGAAACGACAGGCGGGUGCCAGUUCUCGCCGGCGGGCGAGUACCUGCGCUUCGUGCGGCUGCCGGAGAACGUGCCGGUGGGCGGCGAGGUGCUGCAGGUCGAGGUGCACCCGCGGCACGGCCUCUCGCUGCAGCCCAUAGACAAGGCGGAGGACGCGACGUUCUUCGAGGUGCGCGAGCUCAGCAGCCAGCUGGUGUCGGUGGCGCUGGCGCGCUCGCUGGAGGACCUGGUGGACGGCGACAGCCCGCAGAACGUGCUCAAGUUCCGCCUCGUCUGCGACUACCAGGACGGCGACGACACGAUUUCUUCAUUCCUGUCCGUGACGGUAUACGUGGAGGAUGUGAACGACCACAGUCCUGUGUUCGUGAAUGCGCCGUACCAUGUCACCGUCGAUGAACUUACGCCUGUAGGCGCGACGCUGUUCCGCGACGUGCGCGCGACGGACGGCGACAAGCCCAACACGGCCAACUCGGAGGUGGCGCUGAGCAUCGCGGCGGGCGACGAGCGCGGCCGCUUCUCGCUGGAGGCCGGCCCGGGGCCCCGGGCGGCGCUCGUGCUGCGCCGGCCGCUCGACUACGACGCCGGCGACGUCGAGUUCGACCUGACGCUGCUCGCCACGGACCGCGGCACGCCAGCGCGAAACUCAACCACACAGCUGGUGGUGUCCGUUGUUGACAACGAUGAUCUGCCGCCCAAGUUCACCCGAGACGUCUACCGCACGCAGAUCAGCGAGUUUUACCCCAUCACCGGCGCGCGCAUCCACCAGGAGCUGCGCUUCUCGCCGCCGAUCCAGGCGUACGAUCAGGACGCGUCGCUGAACGCGCCGCUGCGCUACGACAUCGUGUCGGGCAACGAGCAGCGGCUGUUCCUGCUGGACGCGCAGAACGGCUCGCUGUUCCUGGAGCGCGAGCUGGACCGCGAGCGCCACAGCGGCGUGCUCGUGCUGCAGCUGCAGGCCUCGCAGGCCGACCGGCCGCUGCGCGUCGCGCACGCGCGCGCCGAGGUCUCCCUGCUCGACCUCAACGACAACCUGCCCGAGUUCGAGGUCGACGCCUACAAUAUCAGCAUCGUCGAGAACCUGCCAAACGGCUUCAGCGUGCUGCAGGUCGCCGCCACCGACAGGGACCAGGGCGAGAACGCAGAGUUCUGGUUCGAGCUGGAGGACCAUGAGCAGGCGUUCUCGGUGGAGGCGGACUCUGGCUGGCUGACGGUGCGCGACCAGAGCAAGCUGGACCGCGAGGCGCGGCCGUCACUGCACAUGUCGGUGGUGGCGCGCGAGAAGACCCCCAGCGUGGCCGCCCCCGACGCCGCCGCCGCCAGCCGCGUCGCCGUCGAGGUAACGCUGCUCGACGCCAACGACAACAACCCAGCCUUCCAGCCAGACAACCUCUACUCCUUCUCCGUGCGCGAGGACGCCGCACCAGGGACCGUCAUCGGAAAGGUGUGGGCGACGGACGUGGACCUGGGCCGCAACGGGCAGGUGGUGUACGCCGUGCAGGCGGCCGGCGGCGGCAACGGCAGCGGCGGCGUCGCGGCGCCCGCCUUCACGGUGGACGCGCAGAGCGGCGAGGUGGCCGUGGCCGCGGGGGCGCGCCUCUCCGUGGGCCGGCACGCGCUCUUCGUGGAGGCCUCCGACCAGCCUGAGAACCCCAGCGAGCGGCGCUUCAGCAUCGCCGUCGUCUCUGUGGACGUGCUGCCUGUCGGCCGCGCAGGGACGGAGAGCAGCACGGAGCCGGACUUCGUGGGCGCGCCGUACGAGUUCUGGGUGGGCAGCACGGUGCCCGUGGGCACCAGCGUGGGGCAGCUGCGCACCAAUGCCGCCGUCGACGCCCGCUCCGCAGUCUUCGACCUGCUGCACAGCUUCCACCAGGGCGUGCCCUUCGCGGUGGAGGAGCGGUCGGGCGUGAUCAGCGUGGUGGACGAGAUCGGCAAGUACGCGCCCACGCUGUACGACUUCGAGGCGGUGGUGGCGGCCGACCCGGACGUGGCGCUCGUCACCAACGUCACCAUACACGUCGUCAAGCUGGACGGGGCGCAGCCGCAGGACAUCAAGCGGGAAGUGGAGCUGCACGUACUGGAGAACCAGCCGGCGUCCGUGGUGGGGCGGCUGCCGCCCCCGGCGCAGGAGGCAGUAUUGGGGGCGGAGGUGCGCUACACGCUGGCCAACGGGCACGAGGAGGCGGCGCGAAGCCUGGCCGUGGGGGCCGACGGCUCGCUGCUGGCGCAGAGGCCGCUAGACCGCGAACGACAGGACGUUUUCCACCUGACCGCGCUCGCCGAGACCUCCAGGGGCAUCGCCGCCGUCUACCAGGUGACGGUGUUCGUGGACGACGAGAACGACAACGCGCCGGCGUUCGAGCACGCUCGGUACGAGGGCGCAGUGCGGGAGGACGCGGCGCCGGGCGCCGAGGUGCGGCUGCAGCCGCGGGCGGUGCGCGCCAGCGACGCCGACGCCGGCAGCCACGCCGCCUUCUCGCUGAGCCUGCGCGGCGACGGCAGCCACCUGUUCCGCCUGGACGCCGCCACCGGCCGUCUCUACCUGCGCGCGCCGCUCGACCGCGAGCAGGCGGACCACUACAACCUCAGCGUCGUCGCCAAGGACACCGGCAACUUGAGUUCCGAAGCGAAGCUGACUGUGAGCGUGACGGACGUGAACGACAACGCGCCGCGCUUCGUGCAGCUGGUGGUGCUGCACGGGGAGCCGCGCCGCAGCGAGGUGCGCAACGUGAGCGGGUCGGCGCGGACGCCGCUGGAGGUGACGGUGGAGGAGACGGCGCCGCCGUCGGCGCCGCUGCUGCGGCUCGUCGCCACUGACCGCGACGCGGGCGACAACGCCAGCGUGUCGUACAGCCUGGCGGCAGAGGUGCUCACCGCCGGGCCGCGCUCGCCCUGGUCCGUGCCGCACUACCGCUCCGUCGCCGAGAGCCUCAACUCCAGCGACGCCUUCCUGGAGCUGGACGCGUCCGUGGACGGCGGCGGCUGGGCGCGCACCCAGUAUCGCACCAGCAGGGACGACAGUCGCGCGCGCUGGACCGUCACGCGCUUCGUGGGCGACGGUGACGUGGACGUGGACGCCGACGACGCCUGGCUGACGGCGUCGCGGCGCCGCACAGAGUGGGCGCAGCCGCCCGCCUCGGCGCCGGCGGACAACGCCACCGGCUACUUCUUCGCCGUGCACCGCACCAGGGGCGAGAUUCGGCCUCUGCGUCGCCUGCCAGCCGAGAGCACGUUCCUCCUCCAGGUGGUGGCUACGGACGGGCCUGGGCUGUCGGACACGCUGGAGCUGCGCAUCCGCGUGGCGGACGUGAACGACCACGCGCCGGAGUUCGAGCGGCCGUGGUACCGGUUCGAGGUGGCCGAGUGGAACUCGUCUGCGGAGCGCGAGGUGGGGCGGGUGCGCGCGCGCGACCUGGACCACGGCGACAACGCGCGCCUCGCCUACCACCUGCUGCCGGCCGGCGGGCAGGACGCGCAGGAGCUGGCGCUGCCCUUCCGGCUGGGCGCCGACGACGGCGUGCUCACCGCGACGCGGCCGCUGGACCGCGAGCAGCGCGAGGUGUACGCCUUCAAGGUGCGCGCCGUCGACCAGGCGCCGCCGGCGCUCCGCCGAUCCGCCACCGUCGACGUCCAGGUGGUGGUGCUGGACGUGAACGACAACGCCCCGGCAUUCGAGAGCUUCUCGGCUAUCGAGACGGACGCGUCGGGGCGGCCGGUGCCCGUGUACCGCGCCUCGGUGCCCGAGUCGGCGGCCGCGGGGCAGGAGGUGCUGCGGCUGGCCGCCAGGGACCCGGACGCGGGCCGCAACGCGCUGCUGCUCUUCUCGCUGCUGGACGCCGCCCCCACGCCGCCUCCCGGCCGCUCCGGCGUCGUCACGCUGUCCGGGGGCGGCGCCGCGCUGGACGCCGAGCGAGCGCCCCUCAUCAGCGCCAGGGUAGUCGCUGCCGACCUGGGCUCGCCCAGCCUCAGCGCCACUGCCCUCAUACAGGUGGAGGUGCAGCCGGAGCCGGAAGGUUCGUCGGCGCGGCAGGCGGUGUUCUCGCCUCGGUACCUGGAGGUGUCGGUGGAGGAGAACUGCGAGACGCCGGUGGUGGUAGCGGCGCUGAACGUGUCUGCGCCGUACCGCGGCCUGCCGCUCAACCUGAGCGUGGCGCCGUCGCGGCACGCCCCCUGGUUCGCCAUCGGCCGCGACAACAGCUCGCUGCUGCUGGUGGCCAGCCCGGACCGCGAGGCCACGCCGCGCCUCGAGGCCACAGUCCGCGCCACCUACAGCCGCCGCGGCCGCCUCGUGCUGCUCUACCCGCCAGACCUCGGAGACCUGGGUCACGACGAGGCCCGCGUGGUGGUGCUGGUUCGCGACGUGAAUGACAACUCGCCCCGCUUCCUGGGCAGCGGGAGACCUCUGGUGACGGCCAUCCCAACCUCCACCACCUACGGCCACCACAUACUCACUGUCAAGGCGGAGGACCCGGACGAGGGCGCCAACGGCGAGGUGCGCUACUCGCUGCUGGGCGGCGCCGGCUCGGGCCCGCAGGCGCGCUUCGCGGUGGACGCCGCCAGCGGCCGCGUGCGCGCCCUCUCCUCCUUCCGCAGGGACGCCGGGCGCGUCUUCGGCUUCGACGUCAAGGCCACCGACCGCCGCGGCGCCGACGACGGCCGCUCCACCAUCGCCAACGUGCUCGUAUACGUCUUGGAAGAUGACAAGCAAGUAAUCAUGGUCGUCGCUACGAAGCCCACAAUGGUAGAGAAGAACGUUGAGAACAUCACCACGGCGCUGUACAACGCGACGGGGCUCGACGUGCGAGUGCGCAAGCUGGAGCCGCACAUGGGCCGGGACAGCGAGAUCGUCUCAGGGACCGAUUUGUACUUGUAUGCUGUCGACCCCCAUAUGAACGCCGUCAUUGAUAUGGACACAUUGCAAAACGUGCUGACGGCGCGCCAGGCGGACGUGCGGCGGCGGCUGGAGCGGUUCCGCGUGCUGCACGUGUCGGCGCCGCCCCCGGCGCCCGCCUCCCGCCCCCCGCCUCCCGCCGCCGCCGGCCGCUGGCUGUCGUCGCUGGAGGCCGUCGUGCUCGCCCUCGGGCUCAUCGUCUUCGUCGGCGCCUUCGCCACCGCCGUCUGCAUCGGCUGCGCCCGCCGCAAGAACAGGCUCAGGCGGCAGGAGGAGCUGGGCAAGGCUCUGACGUCGCCGUUCACGCUGUCGGCGGCACCGUCGGGGCCCGCGUACAACGGCGACACGACGGACACGUACGUGGACAUGCACUCGCGCCGCUCCGGCGAAAGCGGGGGCGGCGGGGGCGGGCCGCUGCGGCACCAGCACCACCGCCACCAGCACCACCGCCACCACCGGCACGGGCCGGGCUGCGCCAGGGCGCACCAGGGGCUGCAGGCCAGCCUCGCCUCGCUGCACUCCAGGGACUCCGGCGUGGGCGGCUCCCACAGGCCUGCGGGGGCGGGCGGCCGCUGCAUCUGCGGCCACUCCACCAGCCACUCCUCGGACAGCAGCGGGGGCAGCUACGAGGACUCGCUGAAGGGCGCGCAGCUGCGCCGCGGCCACGCGCCGUCGCGGCGCCAGCGCCAGCGGCACAGCUCCGCCUCGGCGGCCAGCUCCCUGGGCGCCGCCCCCGCCGUCCCCGCCGCCCCCGCGCCGCCCCCGCCCGGCCUGCCGCCGGCGUCGGGCCGCACGUCGCCUUGCGCCACGCUAGGCCGCCGGCCCAGCCACCGCGACGCGGGCUCCGUGCGCUAG